ACCGCCGCCCCGCCCGUCUAGGAGUGGCGGUCCGUCCGGCCUUGGGGUGAGUCCGCCCGGAGAGUGUCCGCCCCGCCGCGCUGUCAGGAAGCGGGCCAUUUUUGCGCCGCCCGGCAGUGAAGAGGUGUGUCGACGCCGGCCGGGCGUCAGUCGCCCUGCAGCUCCGGACCGACCAUGAGGCCCCUACCGUCGACCGUUCCGCUGCUCACGCUGGUCGUGGCGCUGACGGCGCGGGCCGCUCCGCAGGCCACCCUCAGCGCCCAGCAGGAGGCCUUCGCGCUGCACCACGCCGCCGCACUGCGCGGCCUGGCCGCCGUCCAGAAGAUCUCCGAACUGCGCUCCGCGGCCCGGGGCGCGGCCGCGCCGGCUCCCACCGCGGCGCCCACCACCGCGGCGCCCACCACCACCACCGCCGCUCCCACCACCACCACGGCGCGCGUGACGCCGCUGGCCGAGCUGCCGCAGCCCGAGGUCUGGCGCCAGUUCGUCCUCAACCGGAUGACGACGGCCAUCGAGAUCCAGCGGGCGAUGCCGUCGCCUUCGCCGGGGAUCGGCGCUACGCUGGAGCCGGUGCCGCUGACGCAGCAGGCGCUGGAACGGCUGCUGGCCGAGUCGCUCUCCGGCGAGCCCACGCAGACGGGCGCGCCCUGGCACCGCUCGGCCGCGCUCCAGCUGCGCACCGUCAUGGAGGCCGACAACCGGCUGGAGCAGGCGCAGCAGCCCGGCGUCGCCGAGCCGGGCCUGGUGAUGGCGCGCGCGAUUGCCGAUGUGUCGGCCACUCGGCUGUCGCCGGAGCCCAUCUCCAAGGCGGUGCCGCCGCUCACCCGACCAGAGAUCGCCUACAUCCGCGACCUGCUGGAGGAGGCCGUCGACGGCGACCUCAUCCUGCCGGUGUGAUCGGACCCGCGCCGGACAGCGGGGAGGGCACGAACGGCAUCAUCCACCCACAAAGAACAGCGCGGCCGCCGCCGCAGGCCGGAGCGUUCUGCAGCGGUGGCCGCGACUUCACUCACAGCGGGCAGUCAUCACCAUCACCACCAGCGCGGCCAACCCAUCGGCACCCUCCCACAGAGCGUUCGACGGUCAGGUGGAGCCCGAGGGUGUACCUGCUAGGGUCCGUCAGCUGGUCCUGCAGCUCGCUGUUUGCAGCGAGAUAUUAGAUUUACUUGCCUUUCUGUAAUGUAAGUAAGUUUCGAAAAUAGACUUAUUUGGUUCUCUUCACACGUGUGUUGUAUUGCGCUUCACGGCUGUUAUUUUUUCUUUCUUUUUUAGCUAAGAGCACGUUCAUCGAUGCCUGACGAGGCUGAUAUUUGUACAAUUGUGAAUUGUGAUGCGAUGUUACAUUGUAAUAAUAAUAAACUUACUACGAUCCAAAACA
Amphibalanus amphitrite is the source of this 1378-nucleotide messenger RNA. RefSeq lists its product as uncharacterized. NCBI's taxonomy places the organism in Eukaryota, Metazoa, Arthropoda, Thecostraca, Balanomorpha, Balanidae. The transcript has 2 exons. Bases 175 to 897 code for a protein of 240 amino acids. The record is from RefSeq and is a predicted model, not a curated record.